AUGUCCAAUCACUUUGGUCAUGUACAUUAUCAUGUAGACGAGUUGAAAUCAGAGUUCUUUCAACCUGAGAACUUGAAGAAACAUAUGGAGCAGCUGUGGACUAGUCUCAAGCCAUUGUACACACAACGCCAGGCAUUCCUAGACAAUGAGGAUCGCAUUGGACAAGUCUUCCACGAGUUGCAUCAACAGUUGGCACUUGAGGAGCAUAAGUUAAGGAAGCCCAUUGUCAAGGAGAGAGAAAAGGUUGACUCUGCCAUCGAGUCCAUCAUCAGCGAGAUUCAAUCAAUCAACUCCAUUUGCUUGGCGCAACGUGGUGGCAACAACUUGUCCGACCAUGACCACCAACAUGUGACCUCGACCACUGACAUCAUAGUCGAGUCGAUCAACCCCGAUGAUACAUUGACAUCAUUCAUUCAAUCAAAUCCAUUGCCAAUGGAUGAUGAUGAUCAAUCACCAAUGACUCGCAUCGCGUUAUACUUGGCCCAGUUCAAGGACCCUGGCCGCAAUGACCAUGUCCACGACCUCGCCAUCAGGUUCGAACCAGCACCCUUGCGUAAUCAGAUCAUGCGCACUAUACACGACGCGUUCGAGAUGGUCGAGGGAGGUGCUGACAACAAACAAUCACAGUUCCAAGCCGACAACUUUAGCUCACAAUGGCAGGUGUUCUCGCUGGAUGGUGGUGGUGGCAUCCACCUGUUCGACCCAGCAGCCUCCAACACCAAGUGGAUGCGUGUCAAUUGGCGCGAGAAGGAGAACCGCUACAACACCCUCCAGUCCGCUGCCGCGGCAAUCGACGAAAAUGUCUACAUAUUUGGAGGCGAAGAUCGCUCGGUCACAUACUCGCGCUUCUCGAUGUCCAAACAACGCGUGGACUUCACCGGCGACAUUGGCACGGGACAAGGUGGCUCGUUCAUCUCGACAUGCUACGACGGCGAGAAUUACAUCUACCUCGUGGGCGGUCACUUCCGCUAUGAGUCACUGACACGCAUCGAUCGGUUCGACAUCCGCACGGGAGAGUGCCAGCGCAUUGGUUGUCUGGGGCUAUCCAAAGACAUGCUCUACUAUUUCUACUCAUUCAUCUACAAAGACGUGCUGUACGCCGUGACCUACAACCGUAACUUGGUCAUCACAUUCAAUCUCACGACAAUGGAGCGACGACAGGCCACGCCCGACUAUGCCGACGGCAUCUUCAAGAACAUCUGGGCCAUGUGCUACGAUGACGCGAAUCAUCUUUAUAUACUUAAGACUGAUCAUCAGCUGAUCAAGCUGUCACUGCAGAGUAGAAAGUACAUUACACUGGCCACACUGGAGCCCAAAGAGAAGCUAUCCUCAUCGCACAAUAUUACAUCGAUGGUAUACCUCACAUCCAAUCGUGGCAAACAACAAAGUCUCUAUCUUCUGGGUGGCCUACUGUACGGCACACAUCAAUACUCAAUCCAAGAGAACUGUUGGACAGUGUGCGACGAGUCCAACCGUGAUGGAUUCGAACGACAUCGUCGUGGAUCAUGUCGAGUUCCAAAGAAGCAAUACCAACAACAAGUACAAUAA
Messenger RNA from Acytostelium subglobosum LB1, 1548 nucleotides. RefSeq lists its product as hypothetical. NCBI's taxonomy places the organism in Eukaryota, Evosea, Eumycetozoa, Acytosteliales, Acytosteliaceae. The coding region runs from base 1 to 1548 and encodes 515 amino acids. The transcript has a single exon. Gene Ontology annotation, molecular function: protein binding. The record is from RefSeq and is a predicted model, not a curated record.